UUCAAUUUAGUCAGACCCUCGUGCUCCUCAGCGCAAGCACAAGUCCCUAACAAAAAAAAAAAAAACACUAUAUAUGAAGCCAGCUCGAACAAAUAAAGGCGCUUCACUUUUACUUCUAUGUUUUUUUUCCUCGCGAAGCCAAGUUCUUUGUCUUUGUAUCAGCUCCGAAAACGGACCCCUCAGUCUUCCCUUUAAUCUCAGUCAUUUUACAUGGCUAUAUAGGCUUGCUUUGGACUCUGAAACUGCCCCACAAAGCUACCCAACUUUCAAUUCCUUUCUCUGCAUUCUCUCGAACCCUUUUCUUAAAUCACAUCUCUUCUCCAUUUCUAGUCUCCCAUUGCAUCGUUUAAGGCCAUUGAUUAUGUACUUUCGAGCCUCAUUUUCUUCUUCCUCGUCAUUUUUUAUGUUCUUCUUGCUUUUCGCCAUUAAUGGUUUGGUCCUCAUUUUUGCUCUUCCCGAGGAGAUUUCGGGGUCGGUGACGAGGUUGGAGUUGAUACACAGAAACUCUCCGAAGCUUUCCGGAAGUGUCGUUUUAGGGGAAAGGCCGAAGACCCAGAUGGAAAAUAUCAAACAGUUUCAUCGUCGUGACGUUAUACGUAUCCGAAAUAUGGUUUCCCGGAGACGGAGGGCGACUGAAACGGCGUCGUCUGUGGCAAUGCCAAUACAUUCUGGUUCAGAUUAUGGAGCCGGGGAGUACUUUGUUCAUGUCAAAGUUGGGACUCCUGGCCAGAGAUUCAUGUUGGUAGCGGAUACUGGGAGUGAAUUAACAUGGAUGAACUGUAGAUACAAGUGUGGCCGUAAGUGCGGAACCCAUAAAGGGAGGAUUAAUGACAAAAGGGUGUUUAAAGCUGAUCGUUCUUCUUCUUUUAGAACUGUGCCUUGUCUGUCAGGGAUGUGUAAGAUUGAGCUCGCUAAUCUCUUUUCUCUGACUAGCUGUCCCACCCCGUUGACCCCUUGUGCCUAUGAUUACAGGUACCUGGAAGGUUCUGCUGCAAUCGGCUUCUUUGCCAAUGAGACUGUAUCAGUAGGCCUCACCAAUGGCAGAAAAAGGAAACUAAAAAAUGUAUUGAUUGGCUGCACCCAAACGAUUAAAGGUGAUCUAGGUGGCUUCAAAGGUGCUGAUGGGGUACUAGGACUAGGCUUUGGCAAGCACACAUUCACAACAAAAGUUGCUGAAGACUUUGGGGGCAAGUUCUCAUAUUGCUUAGUUGAUCACCUGAGCCCCAAAAACCUCACAAACUACAUUGUAUUCGGCCACAACAGGAUCGAAACUUCGCUGCUGAGAAGUAUGCAUCAUACCAAUCUCAUUUUGGGUGGAGUUUAUGGUCCACUCUAUGGUGUAAACGUUUUAGGAAUCACCAUAGGAAGUAAACUAUUAAAAAUAGCUCCUAAAGUGUGGGAUGCAAAUCUUGGUGGUGGAACAAUCCUUGACUCGGGAACCAGCCUAACCUAUCUAGCCGAGCCAGCUUACCUACCGGUAACAGCUGCAUUCAACAAGACCAUCUCAAAGUUUGAAAGGUUGUCCACAGAGGAAGGACCAUUUGAGUUCUGCUUCAACUCAACAGGAUUCAAUGAGUCUUUGGUACCAAAAGUACUAAUCCAUUUUGCUAAUGGAGCUUUGUUUGAGCCACCAGUGAAGAGCUAUAUCCUUGAUGUUGCACCUCAGAAGAAGUGUCUUGGAUUUGUUUCAGCUGGUUGGCCAGGUACCUCUAUCAUUGGCAAUAUCAUGCAGCAAAACCAUUUAUGGGAAUUUGAUUUGGAGAGAAGUACCUUGGCGUUUGCUCCUUCUAGUUGCACCUAGAUUUGUUACUUAAAAUUGAAUAGUUAUACUUAGUAAUUUUUUCUCCUUUUACUUCACUCUCAUAAAUAUAGAUUUUUUACUGUGUAAGUUACAAAAAUUCAUUGUAAUUCUUCUUGUAACGUGUUGUAUAAUUAUCAGAUUUAAGAUUAUUUUUCAAACUCUUUCAUCAACCCAA
Molecule: messenger RNA, 1976 nt
Organism: Humulus lupulus (European hop)
Lineage: Eukaryota; Viridiplantae; Streptophyta; Magnoliopsida; Rosales; Cannabaceae
Product: aspartic proteinase NANA, chloroplast-like
Exons: 2
Coding region: 74-1801 (575 amino acids)
Biological process (GO): proteolysis
Molecular function (GO): aspartic-type endopeptidase activity
Source: RefSeq, a predicted model, not a curated record